UGUUCAAACAUAUUUGUGCUUAUUUGAUGUCGGAUACAAUAAUUUUCUAGUGUUAGUUAGUUUUGUGUUUGUGUUUCUGCAAUGGCAGAAGUGGCAAAUUGUAUACAUUGUGGAAAGAUAGUUGGGCAGAGGCAACGUGCUGUUUCUUGCGAUGCCUGCGAGCGAUGGCAACACAUAGGCUGUGAUUCUGGUAUAUCCCUGGCAGAAUACAAAGCAGCAACAAGAGGCGAAAGAGAAAUUCACUUUCUAUAUGCAGAAUGUUGCAGAAGCAUUCCCACUAUUCAUAGUGUGCCUGAGGACGAAAGGGUAUCACAUGUUGACCCAGAUUUAACACAGGUUUUCAAAGGCGUCAUGGACAUCCUCCAUAACGAGACUCGAGUGACCGGACGAUCAUUAUCACACAGUUGGUCUAGUCUGUUUUUAAAAAUAUUUAAUGACAUAGCAGAAUAUACUUCGCAAAGUAAAUUAUUCCAUUCAAAUAUGAUUAUUUGA
This is a messenger RNA of Dreissena polymorpha, 492 nucleotides long. RefSeq lists its product as uncharacterized. The record is from RefSeq and is a predicted model, not a curated record. NCBI's taxonomy places the organism in Eukaryota, Metazoa, Mollusca, Bivalvia, Myida, Dreissenidae. The coding region runs from base 82 to 492 and encodes 136 amino acids. The transcript is spliced from 3 exons.